AUGUUAGUUGAUGGCAUAGUCACAUUCUCCCGUGACCUCCAUCCUGCCGGACUCGUUCUAUUGUUCGCAAGCUUGCGAUUAUACCCAAACACUUCUUUCCAUAUUACACAGGCACACGAACACAUGCACAUCACGCGUCAUCCAGCUAAUUGCAUGCACACUCUUGUGCCCACACCUCCUUUCCAGGCUUCCCUCGGUGGCCUGCCCAUUAGUCCAGCUUUAAAUUACACUUUAUGUGGAGAUAGAGGCCGUGAGCAGUAA
This is a messenger RNA of Protopolystoma xenopodis, 261 nucleotides long. Lineage: Eukaryota; Metazoa; Platyhelminthes; Monogenea; Polystomatidea; Polystomatidae. The record is from the annotation of a GenBank genome assembly.